Molecule: messenger RNA, 1659 nt
Organism: Rotaria sp. Silwood2
Lineage: Eukaryota; Metazoa; Rotifera; Eurotatoria; Philodinida; Philodinidae
Source: the annotation of a GenBank genome assembly
AUGGGCUUUUCGAUCAUCCUGUAUUAUAUAUAUAUUUCUCUAGGUGGUGAUGAUUUAAAACAACUUGCUGAAGCACAAAAUGAUGAUUUUCAAGAAAUUAUUACUCUUGUUGGAAUGGUAUCAAAACCAUUACAUAUUAAACGAUUUAAAAAAGCUUUAGCUGAUUAUCGACAAUCAAUGAAUAAUAUUGAUAAUGAACAUACAUUUAUAAAUAAUUCAUAUUCAACUGUUCCUUCUCAUCGCAUAUCAACAGAUGAAACAUUAUCUGAUCGAAAUAAAUUUUCUUCUCUUAUUCAUUCAACAUCAACAAAUAAUUCACCAAACCUUAUCAAUCAAAUUUCUUCUAAUUGGUGUCUAAAUAAAAUAGAUCAUUCUAAAAAUAAUAAUAUUCAUCAAUUACUUGAUGAUAAUCAACGUAAAAUGAUUGCAGAUGAAGCAGAACGAUUAGCUAAUUUAUUACCAGUAACAACAAUUAAAAAACUGAAUGGACGAAAUAAUAUAUCAAAGGAUUUAUUUGCUACAAUGAAUUUACCAAGAGAUUUUGAAGAUCGUUGGCAACGUAUUCGAAAAUAUUCAGCUAUCUAUAAUCGAUUUGAUUCCAAAACACCCAAUCAAGUGUUAAGCUUGCAUGAAAUUCUCAUGAAUGAAGCUGCAGCUGCUAUUUGUUUUCAUAGACCAGAAUUUUUAACUCGUCGUGAUGAACUUUUACAUUUUGCUCGUCGUAUUCUUCAAAAUAUUGGAAUUUUAACUACAAGUAUUCAAAAACGACCAUUGACUAUGUUAACAUGUGAUAUAACACCAGCAAAACAAAUAAAAUUAAAUAUACCUAUAACAAAAUCUCAUGUUCGACAACGAGAUCCUGAUGCUUUUCGAUUAAUGUGGCAUAAUCGAGAAGCAAAAGUUGAACAAAUUCCUAUUCAAGUCGAAGCACUUCAAUGUGAACAAAAUAAAUUAUUACAACAACUUAAACAAAUUACAAUUGAUUCAUCAUCAUCAUCUAUAGAUAGUAAUGGACUUAGAAAACAAAUUGAUGAUUUAAGUAGACAAAUCGAACAACUUAAUGAUGAAGAAAAAAAUUUACGACGAUUAAUUCGUAAAAAAAAUAUGCGUCUUCGAGCAAAAGAACGUCAACAACAAAAACAAAAAAUGCUUGUUAAUCAUUCAUCAAAUGUUCAAGAUUUGAUUUUACCUAUAGUACCAAUCACACCAUCGCCAUCAUCAUUACCAAUUGAUAUCAAUCAUGAUCAACAAACAUCAUCAUUAUCAACACAAACAUUUGAAAAUAACAAUGAUAUGUAUCAUUCGAUAAAUAUCAAAAAUGAAAAAAUUGAACCAUCUGUUAAUCUUUCUUCUCCUGUUUUAAAAACAAGAAAAGAAUUUUCAAGAACAACACUUAAUCCUAAAUCAAUUGAUAAACGACGUGAAGAAGUCAAUGAAAGAUUAAUUACAUUUAACAAGAAAACAAUUAUUCCUAAAAGUAGAUCAUCUCGUUCAACACAAAGAAAACAAUCAUCAUCAACAACAGCUAUUGAACUAGUACUCGAUUCAGGUUUUCAUUCUCAAAAAUCAACAAACAUUCUGCCAACAUGUCAUAAUGAACAAGAUAUUGUCGAAAGCAAAAGUUUUAUCCAUACUAUUGAUUUUAAUAUUAAUACUUAA